Messenger RNA from Kwoniella mangroviensis CBS 8507, 843 nucleotides. RefSeq lists its product as uncharacterized. The coding region runs from base 1 to 843 and encodes 280 amino acids. Lineage: Eukaryota; Fungi; Basidiomycota; Tremellomycetes; Tremellales; Cryptococcaceae. The transcript is spliced from 2 exons. The record is from RefSeq and is a predicted model, not a curated record.
AUGAAGUUCACUCUCGCUUUCAGUGUCAUCACUCUUUUGGCCUCGACCGCUGUGACCGCCAUUCCCGUACCUAACACCGAGGCAGCACCAGCACCCACUACCGACAUGGCAGCUGCUCCCACCACCGCUGUUGCUUCAGCUCCUGCGCCAGCUACUUCAGAAGACUGUGAAGAUACCAUGUCGGCCUCCCCUGUGCCCGCCGAAGAGUGCGGUGAGAGUUGUGCAACUACCCCCGCUGAGGAUUGCGGUGAGGAGUGUGCCUCUGCACCUGCCCCUACCACCGAUAUGGCUGCUGCGCCCACUUCCGCAUCUCCUUCAUCACCCGACACCGGAAGCUCUGGCGGUGACUCUGGGGAGACUGGUGGUACCCCAGCCCCGGCACCUGAAGCUCCCGCAGCUCCUUCUACUCCUUCAACUCCAGAGGCCCCUUCCACACCUUCUACACCAGAAACUCCGUCUUCUCCAGAGACCCCAUCGGGCUGUACUGGCGAAGGGUGCGAGUCACCUUCGACCCCCUCCACUCCUUCGGGUCCUUCUGGAGGAUGUACCGGCGAAGGAUGCGAGACCCCUGAUUCCCCCUGUGACGAAUUUGGAAACGCCAUCGGCGGAGGUGGUCACAAAUCAAGUGGUUCCGGAGGAUCCUCCCCUGUUGGAGGUGGUUCCAUGCCUAGCAGUGAUGGAAGCUCCCCUGGAGGCCACAGUGGAGGUGGCGAAGACUGCGAUGAGUAUGGUAACCCCAUUGGUGGUGGAAGUAAGCCCAGCGGUGGGGAUAGCAGUUCCGGAAGCACUCCUGCUCCUGGUGAAGGAUCCACUCCAGACGGUAGUUCUGGGUCAGACAACUAA